Molecule: messenger RNA, 1269 nt
Organism: Brassica napus (rape)
Lineage: Eukaryota; Viridiplantae; Streptophyta; Magnoliopsida; Brassicales; Brassicaceae
Exons: 1
Coding region: 1-1269 (422 amino acids)
Source: RefSeq, a predicted model, not a curated record
AUGACCCAUCGGUACUCACGAGCUGCCAAGGGAAAGUGGAAGGAUGACCGUCCUCCCUUUCGAAAGCCCUUGGUGAAAAUCCCGGUCUCUGACAGCUCUGAUCUCAUUGAACGUAAUAGGUUAACGCUUAUUGGACGUGUCACCAACCCCUCAAUUCAAAACACCCGGGCGUUGGUUGAUUUCUUUCUCCAACAAUGGAAUGUAGUUGGUCGUAUUACUGGAAGAGACUUAGGGCCGUCUUUGUUCCAGUUUGGCUUUGAAUCUGAACAAGACCUACAAGCCAUCCUCUCAAAAGCUCAUUUCCACUUUAAGAGAUGGAUGAUGAUUCUGCAGAGGUGGGAACCGGUUGUAUCAGAAUCAUUUCCAGCGGCAAUUUCUUUUUGGAUAAAGGUCCAUGGAGUCCCACUUCACUACUGGUUGGAGGAAACCUUUGAUGCUAUUGGUGCAGCGCUAGGACCUAUUGAACUGUGCGACUAUGACAGAGCAAGGAUGAAGGUACAAAUUAAUGGCCUUGAACCUCUUAUCAUGCGCAUGGAUAUCCAACUUCCCUCUAAGAAAGUUAUAGAGGUGGAAUUAGAGUAUGAGAAGCUUGAAAAACAUUGCUUCUUCUGCAAGUCUCUCUCACAUGAAGAUGAGGACUGUGAGUUGCGCCCUCCCUCGAAACAUGGGAGAGACAAUAGACCCUUCGACACUGCGCAACAAAAUACUUUGGACAGAAUUGAAGAGAGCAAAAGACGCCAAGAAGUCAGGAAACAGUCUCGAUCCCGACAUGCCCAUGCAAUUGACGGUGCUCGCUGGACAAACUACAAGCAUGGGGAACCUAGGAAUGCCCAUUACACAGAUCGUGAUGGAUCCUCUAGGAUGGCUUCCGAGAGAAGCUCUGAGUUUGAGGAAAAUAAGAGGCGUUAUGAUGAUAGAGGGGGGUCUGUUAGGAGUAAUCUCUCCUCAAGAAAAACCCCACCAAGAAGGGAAUCUCAAGAGAAACUUACCUCAGGAUUCAUCUCCCACUCUAGGAACCUUCCGCUUCCUCGACUCCCUGCGAAACCACUGAUCUCACCAACGAGAGAUGCUAGUUCCAAAUCCAACCACUCUCCUGGAACGACGGCGGCCCCUGUGCAGAGGAGAUCUAGUUUAGCUUCUCGGCUCUCUGAUCCUCGAGACACCAACUCGCUGAGUGAAGAAAGAAUCCCAGCCAAGGAGAGACUCUCUGUUCACACUCAAAGAACCAGCCAGAUGGAAAGGACUGAAGCACAAUCCAACUUCAAAUAA